Messenger RNA from Passer domesticus (house sparrow), 1017 nucleotides. RefSeq lists its product as uncharacterized. Bases 157 to 1017 code for a protein of 286 amino acids. The transcript is spliced from 7 exons. The record is from RefSeq and is a predicted model, not a curated record. NCBI's taxonomy places the organism in Eukaryota, Metazoa, Chordata, Aves, Passeriformes, Passeridae. Gene Ontology annotation, cellular component: cytoplasm.
CUGCCCUGUGCCUUUCAGGUCCUCGAGUUCCUGGACUUGAGUGAACGCGGUGCUAAGAGAGUCCUGCAAAUCUUGUCAAGGCACCUGCGGAGCGAGUGCAGGGAGAGGCGUCGCCUGGCACUCAGGGCCCUUCUCGAGUUCACUGACGAGCCCUCCAUGACCAAAAAAAUGUGGAGCCUGACUGAAAGCCUUGUGGAGCUCCUGCAGGACACAGAUGGAGAGAUAGUUUGCAUGACGGUCAUGCUACUCAGCUUUAUUAUUUUGGACAAUGACACGCUGAUAGCCGGCCCCAUCACACUGCAGCUGGUUGAGGCGCUCCUGCCACUCUUUGACCACGACAAUAACCAGGUGCAGGUGCUCUCCAUACUCCUCUUCCGAACAUUGGUGACGCUUCCACAGAAAAAGGAAAAAAAGGCCCUGAAGACACCCCUGCGCCAGAGCCUGCUGCCACUCUUCUUCCACUGCCAUGAUGAGAAUCGGCUUGUGGCACAGGUUUCUCAGGAAACGCUGCUUUGUGUGGUCGAGUUCCUGAAGAGGAGGGAUCUUGAAAAACAGCUGAAGAACAAGAAGCUGUGGAAGUUCACCAAGUGCCUGGUAAGGAGGGCCUGGAAGCCCCAGCCUCACCCGCUGCUGCACCCCGAGGCCGUGCGGGCUCUUCUCCAGGCUCCUGUGGGCCCGAGCCGGGAGCCGAUGGAGCCGCGGCCCGGCGGGGCUCUGGCAGAGGACAGGAGCCGAGCGGCCGAGCACCUGCGCCGGGCCCUGCCGUACCUGCGGAACCCACAAGAGUCCCUGCGAGCGGCGGCCAUCAGGUUCACCGCCCUUGAACACCUGGCAGAGGACAUCAGCAGUGCCGUGUCAGACGCGGCACUUCAAACAUUGGAUGUCCUCCGGGCACUACAGAGUAAGCGAUACUCUGUCUUCCAGAGGCUGCAGGAUCAGCUCUGCAGGGCACGGUGGACACGGCCUCGUCUGUCGGGGCUGGGCUGCCUGCGCUGCUGGAGCUCUGCAGAGAGCUGA